AUGAGCCGCCAACUCGAUAGACCCACUGGGGUUGUCGGCAUCCUCAUUUUGCUAUGUGUAGCAUUCAACAUUUACGCGGCAUACAAUGUGCCAAACAUUCCCUCUCGGAUAUUUCCCCAAACGGAGAUGAAUGAAGUGAAAAAAGGGCCGGCAAUUGCAGAAUCAUCGGUUUGGAAAUACUUGCUGAAAGAACAGUCAAGUUGCGAAGGGAAGGAAAAGAGCGGCAACCCGAGUUUUCGAAAGCAAAUGAAGCAGUAUGUGAAUAGUGAUGCUACAAGCGAGUGUUCUAUUCCACCACCUACUUCGUGUCAAAGUAGCAAAAUGUCGGUAGUCCUACUAUCAGAGGGGGGAGACAUGCGAACCAUUUUCCUGAGUCUCUUAUCAUUCUUGAGCUAUGAUCGAGGAUUCCUCAGCGAUAGCCCAAUCGUCGAUGUAUCAUUGGUAAUCACCAUCGACGAAAAAGACCUCGCCAACGAUCCUAAGUAUGGACAGCGCAUCUUGGAUUGGGGGAAAGAAGGUACUGUUAAGAUUGUGCAAGUGAAAUCUUCAUUCUGGGAUGCGAUGGAAAAGUUGAAUCCUAUGGGCGAAUCAGUUAUAUGGUUCAAUGGAGAUGUAAAGAAGGACUGGAAGCUUUCAAAUAUUCGAAAGAGUCAUUCGUUGUGGAAAGAGAAUUCAAGUUCGAUUGUUGCUUCCCGUCUGAUACAAACUAAUGCUCAAUGUCGGUUGCCGGAACUUCACCAUCUCACGGUACCAAGAGAGUUUCUAUGCUUUCUCGAUCACCCGUUGAUGGAUUCGUUUCGGCGCAAAGCUACUGGGACUAACUUUGAUGUUUUUAAGAGCACAAUGGUUCUUUUUUGGGCAGUUUUGACUCGCGGAAAUGUUAUUCUUUCACAAGAAGCAAACAACGAAAUGAUCAUCAGGACGGUCAACAUUCCUAGUGACAUUUCUUCAUUUUUUGGCUGUGCUUGUUCAAAGCAAACGAGAAUAAAAUCAGUACAAGAAGCAAGCAGUGCAUGCGCUUCCAAUAAAACCAACAAGAACGGUGUACCCAACGUUCAAUAG
This is a messenger RNA of Cylindrotheca closterium, 1062 nucleotides long. Lineage: Eukaryota; Bacillariophyta; Bacillariophyceae; Bacillariales; Bacillariaceae. The record is from the annotation of a GenBank genome assembly.